Somion occarium is the source of this 1246-nucleotide messenger RNA. The record is from the annotation of a GenBank genome assembly. Lineage: Eukaryota; Fungi; Basidiomycota; Agaricomycetes; Polyporales; Cerrenaceae.
GUCCUUGGAUUCCAUCACUACCGAGCAAACAAUGGCAUAUCUUCAGGCUAUAGCAUCUUUCGCAUUGUCCUUCAUGCUCUUCUCCCAGAGCCUGACGACCCCUUACUUUUCUUCAUACUGUCAUGAUGUCUCGCCUCCAUAGUGCUCUCAAGUUCACCUCGCGCCUCUUAUACGCAAAGGAUUCGGACAGAGCAAGCCCUCCUCCGCCUCCUCCCAAAGAUAACUAUGAUACGCCUAGUUUGGACAUUGGCAGCAGGUCAAUGACAGUAAUCCAGACAGAGCGUGUAUCUAACAAUAUACCAGACUCUUAUCACGGUGUGCUCCUUCUGCGAGGCAGCACAGCUUCAAAACAGAUGCCACCAUUGCCUGAUCGUAGCCGCGAUCUCCCUUUGCCUCCUACCGAGCGUCGCUCGCAUCCCUCGUCAAAGGUCCCUAUUGUUGCUGGACAACAGGAAAUGCCGUCUUCAUCACCGCCAAAGCGUCGUUUCAUCUUCGAUGAACAAGAGCGAAAGCGGAAGUUGGAAGAGGACCUCAGACUUGCGGCAGAAAUCAGACGUCAGAGGGAAGAGAAGGAACGUCGUGAAGAGGAGGAAUUGCAGCGGGCCAUUCUAGAGAGGAGGCAGCGGGCGAAGCAGAAACGUUUGGAGUAUGGGAAAGCAGCCCAAGAAUGGCGCUCUCAGCAUGUUCGACAACUGCAGGAAUCCACUCGGCGCGAAAGGGAGCAGCGGGAACGUGUCCUAGAAGCUCGACGGAUGCGCUCCCUAUCCAGCAGUGUCUCGGUAUCGGAUGACGUAUUCUCUGGCUGGGUAUCUGCGCAAAGUAUUGGGUCGCCUGUGUGGCGCCGACGAUACUGCCGUGUCCGCAGUAACCACGUCAAACUCUAUAAGGAUUCCACGCCCGAAAGCGUUGCGGUCGCGGAAAUCAGUCUUGAAAAGGUCAUGAACUUGAAAGACUGCAGUGACGAUUUCGAGGAAUUAGAGUCCCUCCCCCACGCAUUUGCUAUUCAAGUCCAAGAUGAUACGAAUUAUGCUUUCAUGUGUGAUAAUGAGGAAUCCAAAGCUCAACAGUCGGACUACAGGAACUUCUCGUCUCCCUAAUCACCCAAGUCACUGGGUUGUAAUUAUAUCUAAGCGAUGUAUACGGUUUGUUGGAUACCCGCUUUUUAUUGGUAUUUAUUCUAUUCCUACGACAAGAUACAACAAAUAUACAUACAGUAGAUCCAAGAAUCAAAGCUAUGAGACUGGCG